CUAUCGAAAAGCUCCCAUCUCUUAUUUUCCUUUGUCAAAAUAAAAACUAAAUAAAUAUAUAUAUAAUUCACCUGCAAAACGAAGCUACAAAAAACACUGUACGGCUCAAAUGGACGAAGAGGAGAACUCAGAAAUCAAUUCUGUGCAAGCACGAAAUGAAGAUGUGCAAUUGGAGGACCAGUCACAGUCCCAGGGGCUCCAGGAUCGCCAGGUUGACGCGAUAGAGCAGGCUUGGAACGAUGCAAUGCCCGACGAGCCGUCACCGCCGGCAGAAUAUGCCUUCCAAGAUCCACUGGCCAUCGUUGGUGAGGGAGGAGAUGCACCGGAGGCCAUGGUAGAGGACGUUUUGCAGGACGACACAGUAAGCGAGGGCAGUCAUCCCAGCAGUGACAUGUCUCUGGAGAGUCCAGGCAGUGAAGAUGAUUCCGAUGUGCAGGGCCUGCCAAAUUGGAUGAUUCCCCAGAACCGACUGCGCUCCGCCGUAGACAUGAUGGUCUCGCAAGCCCGCAAUCGGGAUGGCGGAAUCGCUGCACUGCUCAGUGGGGACAACUUCCUACAGCGAGUGCGUAGCAUGGUCUUUAGCCAGGAGCGACGACGCAGUCGCACAAGCGAGGAAACGAGCCAGGAGGAGGCUGCCGAGGAGCCCGAUGAUCCACCGCCACAGCAGCCACCUCUACCACCAAUCGACAUUGGCUUUGACACCAAUCUGCCAGCGGAGCAUUCAUACUUCGGCAAUCAUUUGAGUCGCGUGCCCGGAGUGGACUACUUGGAGGUGGGCAGCGUCCACCACAUGCUCAUCUUCUUGCACCACCACAUCCUCUUUCCCGGCGAGGUGCUUCCCUUCAUGAUCGACGGCCAAAUGUUUGACGACGAUAUGCCCGGUCUAGACGGCCUGAUCUUCGGCGUAAGCUUUCCGCGUUUGCAGCCGCCGGAGGACAACCCACACAAGUUGUAUGGGGUCACGUGCCAGAUCUACGAAAGGGGCGAAAGCGGCCGAGGGUUGGUGUUCUACAAAUCACGAGCACUGCAGCGCAUUGUAAUCAACUGCGAUGAUAUAAAAGGGUCACCGCAGUACAUUGCUCGCAAUCCAACUAACAAAUGCUUUAGCAAAGUCAAAAUAUUACCCGAGUAUUUCCUGCCCGAACCGCUCCAGUCUGUUGACAUGGGCUCGAUGGCCAGAUUUCGGGAUAUCCCCUCGAUGCGCGACAAGUAUCGCAGGUUCCAGCUAAGCACUACCACCUGGCCAUCUGAUGCCUGCCAAGAGUACUCGUUUGCUUCAAUUGUGGAGCGAGCACGCCAGAGGCUGGAGUCCCAAAAGAUAGACACAAUGCCAAAAUGCCCCAUUCAGUUGUCCUUCUGGUUGGUGCGUAACCUCCACCUGACCGAGAAGAUGAUGCGGCUUACCUUCCUCACCGACUCGGUUAACACUCGCCUCCAAUUGAUCAAAAGCACGUUCAAGGACGAGACACUCUUCUUCUGCCGAUAUUGCAAUAGCAGCUUGGCCCUCUGCUCGGAUCUCUUUGCCAUGUCGAAACACGGAGUGCAGACGCAAUACUGCAAUCCAGAGGGCUACAUCCACGAGACAAACACCGUGUACCGGGUGAUAUCCCAUGCCAUCGGCUACAGCGGCGAGCCGUCCACGAAGUUUAGCUGGUUCCCUGGCUAUCAGUGGCACAUCAUUCUGUGCAAGUUCUGCGCCCAGCACGUCGGGUGGGAGUUCAAGGCCGUGCUUCCCAACCUAACACCCAAUGUGUUCUUCGGUUUGUCCGGCUCCAGCGUGCGGAUUGGAAAAGCCAGCGAGUACUCGCCCUUCAAUGGAACCACCUAUGUGGUGCGGAAUAUGCUGCGGAUGAUCUCAAGCGAUAUGGAAUGAGGCUGGCGCGUUGUGAAGCGAUUUCUCAGAUGUCAACUCUGCUGCUGGCGUCGUCAGGGGAAUGAUGGGGUCCAUCAGGUGGGACCUGUUUAAUUCGUUUCACAACUACUUUUAGCAAAAGCACACGGCGUUUAAUGGCGUGUAUGUACACCUAAUUGAUAUUUACGAUUCUUUGAAACUAAAACUCCUCUGUAAUAAGUUACUCUUAAA
Drosophila sechellia is the source of this 2083-nucleotide messenger RNA. RefSeq names its product E3 ubiquitin ligase component cereblon (gene ohgt). The record is from RefSeq and is a predicted model, not a curated record. The transcript has 5 exons. NCBI's taxonomy places the organism in Eukaryota, Metazoa, Arthropoda, Insecta, Diptera, Drosophilidae. The coding region runs from base 110 to 1873 and encodes 587 amino acids.